AUGGCUCCCUCAGCCAUCUCCUCUCUUUUCCGUCCAAUCCCUCUUUUUUCACUCGCCGCCCUCCUCCGCCUCAUCCUCCUCUUCUACGGCAUCUGGCAAGACGCCCACUCCGCCGUCAAAUACACCGACAUCGACUACCUCGUCUUCACCGACGCCGCCCGCUAUGUGUCUCAAGGCCUCAGUCCCUAUCACAGAGAGACAUACCGCUACACGCCUCUGCUCGCCUGGAUGCUCGUCCCCACGGCCACGCCCCAGCUCUUCUCGUUUGGGAAAGUCGUCUUUGCGCUGGCGGACCUGCUCGCGGGAUGGCUGAUUAUCAGGGUGCUGACGAAGCAACGGGGCAUGAGCGUCGAGAGGGCCGGUGCGUUUGCUGCCAUUUGGCUGUGGAAUCCAAUGGUGGCGACGAUUAGCACCAGGGGUAGCUCGGAGGGACUCUUGGGCGUUUUGACAAUGGCCCUGCUGUGGGCUGUUGAGGGGAAGAGAAUCGGGUUGGCCGGGUUCAUCUUGGGGUUGAGCGUGCACUUCAAGAUAUACCCCUUUAUUUAUGCGCCGGCGAUUAUAUGGUGGAUGGACAAUGAGCAUCUCGGCAAGGGGGCUUCUAAACCUUCAGCUUCAUUCACAGACACCAUCACUCGAUUCCUCUCUCCCCAGAGGAUCCAGCUUACUCUCAUCAGCUUACUGACCUUUAUGGGACUCAACGUUCUCAUGUACUACAUCUAUGGAACCCCUUUCCUUGUCCAUUCCUACUUCCAUCACGUCACCCGCAUCGACCACCGCCACAACUUUUCGCCUUACAACAUCUUCCUCUAUCUCGCAUCCGCCGACCCAUCUUCCAGCUCGCUCCACGCAUUUCUCCCUCAACUGCUCCUCUCCUGCUUCCUGAUCCCCUUUGUCCUUGCCAAGAAGGACCUCGCCACCUCCAUGAUGGCUCAAACCUUUGCCUUUGUCACAUUCAACAAGGUCUGCACCUCACAGUACUUCCUUUGGUAUAUGAUCUUCUUGCCUCUCUAUCUGCCUGGAUCCUCCAUGCUCCGCGUUCCCAGCCGGGGCAUUGCGGCUCUGCUUCUUUGGGUCCUAGGCCAAGCCGCUUGGCUGCAGCAAGGUUACGAACUCGAAUUUCUUGGCGUCAGCACCUUCUUUCCGGGGAUGUGGCUUGCUUCAUUGGGGUUUUUCCUCAUCAACUGUUGGAUACUGGGGAUAAUCAUCAGCGACGGUGCGGAAGUCAGCCUCCAAAAAGUACACACUGCAUAAAUGGAUCGGUAGUGUUCCUUAUCAAAGAGAAUAUAGUUUACAAAAUAAAAACAUCAUUUUCUCUCUAGAAUAGCCAUUCACAACCUAUACCAGCUUCAUUGGAGAUUAUAUGGAACCAAUUGUGACUGUGUGGCCUAAGUACCGAAAUUUCACUGCGGGUAUCAACAUUAUUUCACCCAUUAUAUCAAUUUCCUCGCAUUGUCCUUCCCGCCUCCGCAUUCAUGUGCGUACUGUCCAGUCACUGAGAAUUAACCCCCAUCAAAGCCAUACUAAGCAAUACCAUCCAUCACACCCGACUUCUGCCGGAUCCCAUAUAUCCAUGAGCAGUGAGAAAAAAGACCAACUCCAAGCUUUGUUCGCAUUAUUUGACUGUCCCAGGGUAUGAAAAUCGCAACGUUGGGACAAAAAUCUCAGAACCCAGAUCCCAUAAUUCCUCGCUUUGUGCUGUUAUAAAGAUUUAUAAAACGCCUCAAGCGACCGCG
Messenger RNA from Trichoderma atroviride IMI 206040, 1733 nucleotides. The record is from RefSeq and is a predicted model, not a curated record. NCBI's taxonomy places the organism in Eukaryota, Fungi, Ascomycota, Sordariomycetes, Hypocreales, Hypocreaceae.